This is a messenger RNA of Annulohypoxylon maeteangense, 4242 nucleotides long. RefSeq names its product P-loop containing nucleoside triphosphate hydrolase protein. Lineage: Eukaryota; Fungi; Ascomycota; Sordariomycetes; Xylariales; Hypoxylaceae. The record is from RefSeq and is a predicted model, not a curated record. The transcript is spliced from 11 exons. Gene Ontology annotation, biological process: transmembrane transport. Bases 181 to 4146 code for a protein of 1321 amino acids. Gene Ontology annotation, molecular function: ATP binding; ABC-type transporter activity; ATP hydrolysis activity. Gene Ontology annotation, cellular component: membrane.
UCUUGCUGCCUGCCGUUUCAACUACGUCUUGCUCCUGAGGCAUCACUUGGCGCCCUUUGUCUUUCUAAGGCUGCUGAAUUGAAGACCAUACAUUAAAAAAAGAAGUCCUCUUUGAGUUUUUGUUGUCGGGAUACCGUCGCAGGUAAACAAAACUCGUCGCUAUAUGGCAUCCUGUUCAGCAUGAAGUCAGAUUCGAAAGAGCCAAAUGGGGUCAUGAGCCCCGGCGGCUUCAGCGAAAAGCCGCCUAUAAGCGAAGAAGAAAAGGCGAGACGCGACGCCAAAGUCCGUCCGGAGAGGGAGGCCGCUUUUGGUGACUAUAUCAGAGUCUUUAAAUAUGCUAAGCCGUGGGACUUCGUUCUUCUCGUGGCCGCGGUCCUGGCAGCCGCCGGUUCGGGUGUCACUCUUCCGUUGAUGAAUGUUGUAUUCGGCGCAUUGGUCGGCAACUUCAGUGGCUACUUUCUUCCCGUCUCUUCUCUAUCCGAAGCCGAAUUUCGGGCAUCUCUUAAUAAAAAUGCAUUAUACGUAUUCUACCUGUUUAUCGGGAGAUUCGUCUUGACUUACAUUAAUAAGUUUUGUUAUCGUUUAAUUGGUAUUCGGAUGUCCGCUGGAAUCAGACUUGACUACCUCCGCUGCCUGUUUGGCCAAACGAUUCAUGUUCUUGACUCGAUGCCCCCUGGUGCGGCCGCAGGGACGAUUACAACCACGGCGAACACGCUGCAAUUGGGUAUUUCAGAGAAGCUCGGUACCUUUGUCGAAUUUGUCGUGAUGAUAAUUGCUGCUACCGUCAUCGCUUUCGUGUACAAUUGGGCCCUGGCUCUAGUUACGUGUUCCGUCAUCCUCUUCAUUAUGCUUACCGUGGGCAUCAUAAUCCCAUUUUACGUCAAAGGAACGAGCAGGGUUACCAAGGCCGAAACUAAAUCGUCCUCUAUCGCUAGCGAAGCUUUCUCGGCUAUCCGUAUGGUCGUCGCAUGCGGUGCUGAGUCUCAAGUUGCUAAGAAAUUCUCCAUCUGGGCCGAAGCGGCGAAGAAACAUGGGCAGAGGACGACGCCCCUUCUGGCCGCGCAAUUUUCCCUGAUCUUCUUCGCGUUCAAUGCUGCUUUUGGUCUUGCGUUUUGGUACGGGUCUAAAUCGUAUGUUGAAGGUCGGCUUCAUGAUGUGGGGACUAUCAUCGUCGUGCUUAUGUCGGUCAUGAUGAUGGUUAUUUCUAUCGAACGUAUCUCGACGCCGCUCAUCGCAAUCGGCAAGGCUACGGUGGCUGCCUGCGAGUUCUUCACAGUUAUCGAUGCCCCUCGACCGAAUAUUGGCAAGCUUACCGAGCCGGAUGUUUCUGCGACCGACGACAUUGUAUUUAAGGGGGUGGAUUUCGCAUACCCGAGUCGGCCACAUGUUCGAGUUCUGGAUCAACUCAACCUUAGGAUCGAGGCUGGGAAAAUCACGGCUAUUGUUGGACCUUCGGGAUCAGGUAAGAGUACAAUAAUCGGACUAAUAGAACGAUGGUACACUCUACGCGACCAAUACAUCAUCGCAAAGGCUAUCGAGAAAGAUGAGAAAAAGAAGCAAGAGGCGAAGAAGAAGAAUAAAGGCAAAAAGAAGAAGAAGAGCGAUGACUCAGAUGAUGAAGCCCCCGCCGAAGUUGAAACUGGUCCGAUUGUAAAGUUAAGGGGAUCGAUAUCGACGAGUGGCCACGAGCUAGACGAGAUCCAUUUGAGAUGGUGGAGGUCUCAGAUCGGGCUCGUACAACAAGAGCCUUUUCUAUUCAAUGAUACCAUCUACAAUAACGUCGCACAUGGGUUGAUAGGAUCUGAAUUCGAACACGAGUCGGAAGAACGCAAAAAAGAGCUAGUGAGAGAGGCUUGUAAAGAGGCGUUCGCCGACGAAUUCAUCGAUCGACUCCCGGACCGUUACGAAACUCUUGUCGGCGAAAACGGCACAAAACUUUCUGGAGGACAACGUCAACGAAUUUGUAUUGCUCGAGCGGUCAUCAAGAGGCCGAAGAUUCUUAUCCUCGACGAGGCUACAUCCGCGAUCGAUGUCCGAGGCGAACGUAUUGUUCAAGCAGCUCUUGAUAAGGUGUCCCAGGGCCGAACGACGAUUACUAUCGCCCAUCGACUCUCGACCAUUAAGAAAGCAGAUACUAUCGUGGUCCUACAAAGAGGCAAGGUCGUUGAGAAGGGCACCCAUGAAUCCCUCCUGGAGGAUGAUAUGGGAGUCUACUAUGGUCUCGUCCACGCACAACAGCUUUCGCUCGGUGAGCCCACGGAAGCUGGCGACUCUGAUGAGCCGGAAGAAGAGGACAUGGCAGCGAUUCUUACUCGCGAGAAGAGCGUUGCCUACUCUGAUACCGUGGCUAACGCGCCAGGGCCGCCGGGCUAUAAGAAGCAGGGGCUCUUUGGAAGUUUCGGACGGCUGCUGUACGAGCAACGGUCUCGCUUCCCAUUCUAUGCAGUUACGAUUUUGGCUGCUAUGUGUACGGCCGCUUCAACCCCAAUGCAAGCGUACCUCUUCGGACAGAUCAUUGUCAUCUUCACCUAUGUCGACGACUUACCUAAAUUCACAUCCGAAGCUAAUUUCUGGUCCUUGAUGUGGGUGGUACUCGCCAUAGCUACAGGUCUUGCUUAUUUCGUCCUCGGGUACGUCGCGAGCAACUUGGCUUUCUAUAUCUCCAAUAUAUACCGACAGCAAUAUUUUGAGGGUAUCAUCUACCAGAAAACUUCAUUCUUUGAUGAGGAGCAGAACUCAACCGGUUCGCUGACAGCGCGUGUCGGGGGUGAUCCGAAACAAUUGGAGGAACUCCUGGGCUUAAACAUGGCUAUGGUGUAUAACUCGUUCUUCACCCUCAUCGGGUCUUUAGCUAUAUCAUUCGCCUUCGGCUGGAAGCUCGCCCUCGUCGCCACAUGUGUGACGAUGCCGAUCGGACUCAUUGCCGGCUAUUUUCGGUUCAAGUACGAAUUGGAGUUCGAGCAGAUGUACGCUGAAGUUUUCGCCGAGUCGUCGAAAUUCGCCGCCGAAGCCAUCGCCGCCUUCCGCACCGUCUCUUCGCUCACCCUCGAGGACACGAUCUGCACCCGAUACGACGGCCUGCUCAACCACCACGUUUCGCAUGCCUAUAAGAAGUCGAUAUGGAGAACGCUGGUGUUCGCUUUCUCGGACAGCGUUAGUAUGGCCUGUCAGGCUCUCAUAUUAUGGUACGGAGGCACGCUGCUGGCCUCGCGGGAGUACAACGUCCUGCAGUUCCUGGUCUGCUAUAUGGCUGUAAUCAACGGCGCCGAAGCCGCUGGCCAAGGCUUUAGCUUCGGCCCCAACGCAGCGCAAGCCUCCGCCGCCGCAAACCGCAUCCUCAGCAUCCGCGAAUCGCGAACGCGGGACCUUGGGGAAAAGAAAGCGCAGAUCGCCGACACGCGCGGGGGUAUCAAGAUCGAGCUACGGGACGUGCACUUCAAGUACCCAUCGCGCAACGUAUCGAUCUUCAAAGGCCUAAACCUCACUAUCGAAAAAGGCCAAUUCGCCGCCCUCGUCGGCGCAUCCGGGUGCGGUAAGACGAGCAUUAUUUCUUUAUUAGAGAGGUUCUACGACGUCCACCGCGGGCAGAUCCUCGCGAACGGCACGGAUAUCACCGGCGUCAAUGUGUACGAUUAUCGCCGCCACUUAUCCCUCGUCGCGCAGGAACCGACUCUUUUCCAGGGCACGCUUCGGGAUAAUGUUCUGUUGGGCGUGGACCCAAAUGUGGUUACCGACGCGGAGUUACAUGCUGCGUGUCGCGAUGCGAGUAUUCACGACUUCAUCGUGUCUCUGCCCGAUGGGUAUAAUACCGAGAUUGGCAGUCGCGGGGUUUCGCUUUCGGGCGGACAGAAGCAACGGAUUGCUAUUGCUCGCGCGCUUAUUCGACACCCGGAUGUACUGCUGCUUGAUGAGGCGACGAGUAGUCUUGACUCUGAGAGCGAGAAGCUGGUUCAAAGCGCUUUUGAACGUGCGGCUGCGGGACGCACGAUGGUUGUUGUGGCGCAUAGGCUGGCGACAGUGCAGAAUGCUGAUAUUAUCUUCGUGUUGGGUGAGGGUAAGGUGUUGGAGAAGGGGAGCCAUGUUGAGCUACUGAGGAAGAAGGGCGUUUAUUGGCAUAUGUGCCAGAGCCAGGCUCUUGAUCGAUAAUAUCUAUCAUGUUGAAAGGAUAUGAAUGUGUUGGAUGCGUAAUGGAUAUAGUUAGAGGAUAUAUAUGGGAGGAAUGCAUGUUAGAGAUAUAGACGA